AUGAUUACGCUAUCUAUUCUUUGGUGUUCGCUUUUUCAAUUUAUUGCUUUCAGCCGUACACUCGGUCCACCAAAACUAGAUCCAGAAAAUGGUGGAGAAGUAUGGUUUCAAGUGAAUUCGACCGGUAUCGCACGUGGUAAAUUUAUUCUUCCGUGCUAUGCCACUGGUAAUCCAGAAACAUAUGAGUGGUUUAAGGAUGGAGAAAAACUAAAAGUUGAUGGUGAUAGGAUUGCGUGGGAAAAACAAUUCCAAAGCGGUACCAUAAUAAUCAAUGACGCUCGAGAUGGAGAUCAAGGUUAUUAUCAGUGUCACGCCUCCAAUAUUUUUGGGAUUGCUGUUUCCAAUAAAUUUCACGUGCAAAUUGGAGUUCUUGAUCAUUUUGUGCCCCGAGGUGUGCGUCGAUUGAUAGUAGACGAAGGACAAAGCUUAAGUAUUCGAUGUGAUAUUCCGUAUGGGGUGCCAAAACCAUCUGUUUUUUGGCUUUAUCGCGAUACACAACGAACAAAUAUGAUCGAAACUAUUCGAUACAAACAUAUUGCUGUCGAUACCGAAGGUACCCUUCAUUUCACAGCGGUUAAAAAACAUGACGGGCGGCAAAAUUUAAUUUACCAAUGCGCAGUGACUUCUCCUGUACUGCGUGGGGAAUAUCGUGCAGGCAACGAAUUCCAACUUAUUGUCAAUCCUGCUAAAAAAAACAAUGGAACGGCUAUACAUAAGCUGUGGUUUAGUCCAGAAAAAGUAUCUGUCAAAGUAGGAACCAAACUCAAACUGAUGUGCAUCUUCGGUGGAAGGCCACUACCGAACAUAACGUGGAGUAAAUUAAAUGAUGAUUUGCCGCUUGCUCGCUUAAAAGAUUUUAAAUCACAAGAAGCUGACUACGGUAAAGCUCUGAUCAUCGAAAAUGUUCGUUCAGAAGAUGCGGGGAUAUAUGAAUGUCGAUCACAGCAUCUAUUUCAUCAGAUGCAUGUUACUACCAAUGCAGCUCCAUUUUGGAUAGAUAAACCACCGGAAGACAUUGACGAACCGGAAGGAAGUAGCGCUGAAAUCCAUUGCACAAUAUCGGGCAUCCCAACACCCAUCAUUCAGUGGUUCAUCAAUGGUGUACCUUUACAUGAGUUGGCAGACAAUGAUCGACGUAUGAUUUUAAAUAGUGGUCAGAUAUUACGAAUCGUAAACUUGGAUCAUGAUGUUGAUACAGCCGUAUAUCAGUGCAAUGCAUCGAAUCCGUUUGGAUACGUUUUUGGAAAUGCUUUCGUGAAUGUGCGCGCUUAUGCUCCAUAUUUCAAAAUGCCAAGUCACCGUAUCUGGAAUGUGGUGCGUAAAUCAACCGUAGAGAUGUCGUGCGAUGUUGAAGCAGCACCGAAAGCAGUGGUCAAAUGGGUAGACACUAAUGAUCAUUCCAUUGCUGUUGUUCUCGAAAAAAUCAAUAUUUUCCCCAAUCACACAUUGCGCAUAUCGCAAGUAAAUUCGGCUGAUGAAGGCCUUUACUAUUGCAAUGUAUCGAACAAGUAUGGUAUCAAUCGAGCUGUUAAUCAACUACAAGUUUUCAAUCCAACACAUUUUAUUCGUGUACCAAGUCCAAAGAAGUCAAUAUUGGAAGCGCAUGAGUCAGUGGAAUAUGUGUGUGAAGCAGUUUGUGAUCCACGGCUUACGAUUGAAUAUUCUUGGACCCAUAAUGGAAUACCAAUUAAUGAUUCUGUCCACUUCAAGCUAUUAAACAAUUCUCUGUUAAUCGUUAAUGCUCGUGGCUUUCAUUCAGGAACCAUUGAUUGUAUUGUUCUUACCGAUGUUGACGUCAAGAUUUCAGGAAUUGAAUUAACUGUGCUUGAUGUGCCUGCUGCUCCAAUAAUAACAGGAAUAAACUGCAACGAGCGAAGAGCGAUGUUAAGGUGGCGUCGACCAGAUGACCACGGUGACCAAAUCAAACAGUUUCUCAUUCAAAUGCAUACUGAAUUUGAAGAAGGAUUGUGGCAAACUGUUGUGGAGGAAGAAAAUACUGCUGCCGAUUUUUAUCAGGCUGAUAUUGCACUUUCACCGUGGGUAAAUUAUACAUUUCGUAUAAUAGCUCGGAAUUCACGUGGUGAAAGUGAACCCGGCUUCAAAGAAGGCAUAGUGUGUUCCACGAAAGCUUACUAUCCAUUUACAAAUCCAAAGGAUGUCCGAGCCGAAGGCAGUGAACCAAACAAUAUGAUUAUCGAAUGGAAGCCUAUGGAUAAAUAUGAUUGGAACGGACCAGGAUUACAGUACAUCGUCCGUUAUAAGUUUAAUAAACCAGGGGAAGCUUGGACAGAAAUACGAAUUGAAGAUCCUUUAGCCAAUUAUACAGUUAUUCGCGAACAGCCAACAUUCAGAGAAUAUUUGAUUCAAGUUGAAUCUCUGAAUAGUUUUGGUCGCGCAGUUGUGAAACCAACGAGUGUUAAAGGAUAUUCAGGAGAAGACACACCACUGUUGUCGCCGAUUGAUUUCAGCGUGUCUGAAUUCAUAAAUUGUACUGCUGUUCUUCUUAUAUGGAAACACGUGGAUCGAGACAGUGUGCGUGGUCAUUUCAAAGGUUAUCUGAUUGACUAUUGGGAAAAUGAGAAGCCAUUUGCUAUAAUGAAUGCUGGAGCUGAAAAACAUAAGAAUGAGACGAUUCUUUAUGAUCUAAAGCCUAUGACAAACUAUACGGCACGUAUUAGAACAGCGAAUAGUCGAUACCUAAGUGAAUCUCCAUCAAUAAUCAAAUUUACAACUCCUGAAGGAAUUCCAUCCAAGGUACACAAUAUGAGAGUACGAGCAGUUGGAGCAAGAAGCUUGUAUGUUACAUGGGAACCACCGCGACAACCAAAUGGAUACGUCCGCGGCUAUUUCAUUACUUUUGAAAAUUCCUCGACAGGCGUAAAAGAAGAAACAUUUGUACUAAAUCGACAACUUUAUUAUUUAAAUGAAGAAGGUGAGCCAGACACUGGCUAUAGGGUUUCUGUUUGGGCAGAAACGAAAGGUGGUGAAGGACCAAAAGUUGUUCGCCCAGUACGAACUUGGCCACUUCGAGAACCGGAUGUACCAAAUUUCACCGUCGAAGCAAUUUCGCCUACAACGGCUCGAGUUCAAUGGUUGCCUUCGAAUGGUUCCGAAUGGGCUAUGCCAGGGCCUAUUUUUCUUGUCAAUUAUUCUAUUGCCAACAGCAAUAAUUGGAUAGAAAGUGAACAAAUAAGUUUGCCUCGAACUGAAGUAUGGUUAAGCGAUCUAGAAGAAGACACACGAUAUAAAAUGAUUGGUAUCGCUAAGGAAGGUCAAAGGCAGCGAGCAUCCGAAAUAAUUACCAUGCGAAGCCUAAGUCGAGCUACGAUUACACACAUUUCUCAUGAAAGCUUGCAAAGUGCAGCCUGGUUCAUCGCAGUAGUGAGUGCAAUAAUGUUUGCAUUAUUCACUGCAUCAGUAAUGUGUUGCUGCGAACGGCAACGAGAUAGUAAAUAUUCCGUUAAACAGAAAGAAUUGGAACAAGGCCAUCAUAUCGAUAUCGAAGAGGACCAGAAUUUUAUGGAAUACCUGUAUGGAUUCAAAUGA
Messenger RNA from Brugia malayi, 3546 nucleotides. RefSeq lists its product as uncharacterized. The transcript has 25 exons. Gene Ontology annotation, molecular function: protein binding. Gene Ontology annotation, cellular component: plasma membrane; axon. Bases 1 to 3546 code for a protein of 1181 amino acids. NCBI's taxonomy places the organism in Eukaryota, Metazoa, Nematoda, Chromadorea, Rhabditida, Onchocercidae. Gene Ontology annotation, biological process: axon guidance; cell-cell adhesion. The record is from RefSeq and is a predicted model, not a curated record.